AUGCAUGAGCUCUUCCUCACCGCUGCCCUCAAAGAUGGCGACAUAGAAAAGGCAUGUGCCGUGCUUCAAGGGCUGUGCUGGAUGUCUGCGCGGCAUAAUGUCUACCACCUCGGCUUCUACGCUGGCCCACCAAAAGCAAGGGGCCUUCCCAACGUCAAGUCCCUACCACCGAACCGUUACUCUGCGCAGUGGCAUGAACUCAGCAGGGAGCUGACUCGAUCCUCUUAUGUAUUCCAUUUGGUACAUGAAGUACUCAAGGAUAGAGAUUUUGGCACGGGCAAUGCGAUGAUAUGGGACAAUAUGCCCGGCACGCUGCGUUGGGCAGGCUUCCCGGACCCAGAACGAGAGAAAGAUCAGGUGAUCACGUACAGAAAGAAAAUCGACAUUCCCGACCAGAAAGGCCUAUUAACAAUCAUGGCCGGCAAUGGCCAAGGAUACAAGACAGAGCUCAUACAGGAGACCUAUUCCUUCAUCAGAGACAACAUGGAGUUCAUAUUCAGUAGGUAUUACCACUUGCCACCGUCGCCUGAGCAGUCCGGGCCCUCGACGAGUCUGCCGGCGUGGUCAGACCUCAAGCCUGUAGAUCCAGCGAGGAAGUGGACCUUCAGUGUGAAAAGGGAUGUCUUGGAGGACGGCCAACCUGAGAAGAUGAAGCAAGCAAGUAAAGGGAUCGCGGAAGUUAGAGCAGAACUCGACUCGAUGUUCAGUUUCAAAGCGAUAGACAGACGCAUUUUUGAUACGCGCAUCGCGGCACCGCAGGUGAUGCCUGGGCAGCAGCCUUAA
This is a messenger RNA of Neoarthrinium moseri, 783 nucleotides long. RefSeq lists its product as uncharacterized. Gene Ontology annotation, molecular function: transcription coregulator activity. Gene Ontology annotation, biological process: regulation of transcription by RNA polymerase II. Bases 1 to 783 code for a protein of 260 amino acids. The record is from RefSeq and is a predicted model, not a curated record. NCBI's taxonomy places the organism in Eukaryota, Fungi, Ascomycota, Sordariomycetes, Amphisphaeriales, Apiosporaceae. The transcript has 2 exons. Gene Ontology annotation, cellular component: mediator complex.